Messenger RNA from Closterium sp. Naga37s-1, 522 nucleotides. NCBI's taxonomy places the organism in Eukaryota, Viridiplantae, Streptophyta, Zygnematophyceae, Desmidiales, Closteriaceae. The record is from the annotation of a GenBank genome assembly.
AUGCCCAAAUGUAUUAUCUGUUGUAUCUGCAUCAACUAUCCCCUUCUCCCCACGUUUAAAGGCGGAUCAGUCGUUGAAGAUAUGGCUGCUGAGAGAGUGAUGGGGGUACUUGUUGAUGCGGUCAAAGAGGCGGUGCUGGCAGCUGUGAGGGCGGUGCUGGCAGCUGUGGGAGAGGAGCUGGCUGCACACAAGGAGGACGUGGAUGAGUUGCGGCGCAUGUUGACUGCUGUGGGGGAGGGGAAUGAUGUGACUGCUGCUGUGGGGAAGGAGAGGGAGAGGGAGUUGGCAGCAGUGAAGGGGGUAUUGGAAGCGGUGAAAGGGGGUUUGGCAGCAGUGAAAUGGGAAUUUGCAUUAGUAAAGGGGGACUUUGCAGCAAUGAAGGGGGAGGUUGCGUCAGUGAAGGGGGAGUUUGCAGCAGUGAAGGGGGAGUUUGCAGCAGUGAAGGGGGAAUUGGUAGUAGUGAAGGGGGAAUUGGUAGCAGUGAAGGGGGAAUUGGCAGCAGUGAAGGUUGAGUUGGCAUAA